UAUGCAUCGAACAAGAAGAACAAUUUGUCAGCCAACACACACAGAAAUGGCUGGAUUUACUCUUUUCUCCUCAGUAAAUUAGGUAAUGGCAGAGCCUGUUUGCUCGAGAGAGCAAAGCUUCACUGGUUUUCAAUUGCAACUCGAUAGAAGUAACAGUAAAUCUCGCGAUAUGGAUCGAGGAGACUCCUCUUCAUGCGAAGACAAGACCCUAGAGGCUUCUUUUACUCAUUUUUCGGGGCUGGAGGCUCUAAAUCCCCAAAAGCGAGAACUCUUAGAGGCAAGAUUCUCUGCACCCAGGUCUUUAAACCAAGAUUCACAGCACAGUAAUGCAUCAUCAGCUGGAAGUGACAAUGAUCAGGUAACGCCGGGUAGCAGGCCUGAGAAGUAUGGAAGCAGAAAGCGUAAAGCACCAAUAGAAGUUGACACUCCAAGUCCAGUGAUGACAAAGAGUGGAAGAGGUGAUCCAUCAACAGCCAAGAUAACAGAAUACUUUAAGCAAAAUGAGCUGACUCCUUCAAUGAGCAGGAGCCCUCAAAAUCUUCUUCCUUCCUUUAAUUCAAUGACAAUCUUGACUUUAUCUUCUCUCAAGGAAAUGGAGAUGAAGAUGUCAACAGGAGCAGAGUCUUCACAGAAAAAAGAUAGUACGAUUGACGACCUGAAAACAGUUGUUGAAGACUAUAAAAACCAGUUAGAAAUUCAGAAAGUCUUAAACACCAAGAUGGAGAAUACUCUUAAAAAGUGCUUGGCUGUCAAUAAAGAUCUUUUGAUUUCUGAAUCCACUAAAGAGAAAAAUGAAGUAAGAGAUAAGUGCAGAAGGAACAGAAUUCGUCUUGGUCAGUCUGUACCAGUAAGACAAGGAGCUCAUUAUGUGGACACCUGGAAAGAUGGAUAUGCCUUCCAAGAGCUACAUCAACAGCAGGAUAGAAUUAACCAACAAAAAGAAGAACUUGAAAGACAAAAGAAACUCUUGUUGAAGAAGAAACCACAGUCCAGUUCUGCAGCAAAUAAAGAAAAGAAAAGUUCUAAAAACAGUAAUGACAGUGAUUCAUUUGCAAGACCAGUGUCCCCUGUAUUAACAGCAUCUGAAUAUUAUGAAAGAGAAGAAAUAUUAAAAUUAAGAGCACUAGCUCUCAAAAAGGAAGAAACAGAUGUACAACUUGAAGCUGAAAAACUUGACAAGGAAAGAAACCUACAUAUUAGAGAAAUGAAAAGAUUACAACAUGAAGAUGAUUCACGAUUUAAUAACCAUCCACAGCUGAAUGGAAGAUAUCUCUUAUUACAACUGCUCGGCAAGGGAGGAUUUAGUGAAGUUUACAAGGGUUAUGACUUAUUUGAGCACCAAUAUGUGGCCUGUAAGAUUCAUCAACUUAUUAAAGAAUGGAAAGAAGAAAAAAAGAAAAAUUAUAUAAAGCAUUCAGUCAGAGAAUAUAACAUCCACAAAACUCUUAACCAUCCGAGAAUAGUCCAACUUUAUGAUGUCUUUGAAAUUGAUAAUGACACUUUUUGUACAGUAAUGGAGUAUUGUGAUGGCCAAGACUUGGACUUCUUUCUCAAACAGCACAAAAUUGUUCCAGAAAGAGAGGCCAAGUCCAUAAUAAUGCAGACGGUCAGUGCAUUGAAAUAUCUGAACGAGAUUAAACCACCAGUUAUUCAUUAUGACUUAAAGCCAGGUAAUAUUCUCUUAGUUGGCAAAGGGGCGUUAAGUGGCGAGGCAAAAAUCACAGAUUUUGGACUCAGUAAAAUAUUCGAGAAUGAAGGAGAUGACAGUAUGGAGCUGACGUCACAGGGAGCAGGAACCUACUGGUACCUCCCCCCUGAGUGUUUCGAAAUAGGCAAGGUACCACCCAAGAUAUCCUCCAAGGUCGAUGUGUGGUCUGUAGGAGUCAUAUUCUAUCAAAUGUUAUUUGGUAAAAAGCCCUUUGGUCAUAAUCAAACUCAAGCGUCGAUUCUAGAGAACCGUACGAUAUUAAAAGCAAAGGAAGUGGAUUUCCCUAACAAACCAGUCAUUAGUAGUGAAGCCAAGAACUUUAUUCGCCGCUGUUUAGCGUACAGAAAAGAAGACCGAAUAGAUGUAUUGACUCUUAGUGAAGACACUUACCUCAGACCGUCCAGUAAGAAAUCAUCAUCCUCACAAAACUCCCAAAACAGUUCGUCCUCAUCGUGAUAGUCCAACACAGCUUCCCUUUUGUAGUUAUCGAAUGCGACUAUAUUUUUAUACUCAAUCUACGAAGGUAGGAUGAAUCUACAUGGUGAUUGGGAUGAGCCCUUUUCUUCGUUUUCUGGGAAAAGAAAUGAUCCUAGAUCCAAGAAGCUAGGACCCUGCAUUGCAGGUGUUCAUGGUUCAUUCUGCUCGAGAACGAGGAAGACAACAAAAUCCUUCCAGUCCCCUCCUCUGCCCCAAUCUUUCCUCCCCCAACCAAGAACGCCUGGCAACCCCCAUCAGUAGACAGGGCCUGACGUCUCACCAAACGAUCGUCCUCAGGUUUUCAACAUCCCUCGUAUUGAUAAUCAUCCUUCAAAACAGAACAUUGUGUAUGUAUGUUUGUCGGACCUUUUUUGGAGAGUUCAAGAAAGGUUUUGAAUAGGAAAAACUGUCCGUUUUCUACCAAUCGAGAAAAUAACUUUUCAUUUUAUUUUUUUAUGGAAUGGCGAAAAAAACAUCAAGUUUUGGCAUUUUUAGAGCGUAAGUCGUAAAGGGAAUUUCAAGUGAUACCAAGUGUAUUGUCUGCAAUUUUCCCUCGAUAAUUUAUUUCUGUCGUUCCACUUUCGAACCGUGAAUACUCAAGUUUCUUUUAUUUGUGUAAAUAUACUUUUGUUUUAUUUUAUUCUCUUUCAUCAUUUCAUUUGAACAGCUUUUAUAGACUUUCAAUACAUGUAACUCGAAUGCUAUUGUUUUCGAUUCGUAAUCUGAUUGGUUGACACGAGUUUUCACGGUUUGAGUAGAAGRACAGUAAUAGACCUCUA
This is a messenger RNA of Actinia tenebrosa (Australian red waratah sea anemone), 2964 nucleotides long. RefSeq names its product serine/threonine-protein kinase tousled-like 2. Lineage: Eukaryota; Metazoa; Cnidaria; Anthozoa; Actiniaria; Actiniidae. Gene Ontology annotation, biological process: chromosome segregation; peptidyl-serine phosphorylation; intracellular signal transduction. Gene Ontology annotation, cellular component: nucleus. The record is from RefSeq and is a predicted model, not a curated record. Gene Ontology annotation, molecular function: protein serine/threonine kinase activity; ATP binding.